CGCCUUCGGGCCUAAGCAAAAGAGCGCGCCUCGUUGCUAUAGCAGCCGCGCCAGGCCCACGCGCCUACGGUAGAUGGCCGGGAUCAAAACUGGUUCGCCGCGUACGUGGCCGCUACCUGGAGGGUGUACGGGCUCUUUAAGUGUCACGUGACUGCCGUGGACGCUCCCCCUCGCCCUUCCCUCCCCGGGCCCUGGUGUGCGCAGGUGUAGACGGGAAGCUCCCGGCCCGGCGGAUUCACUGGAGCAGGGACGCUGCGGCCGGUGCCCUUUCCCGCUCUGGAAAGGAAGCAAAAUGGAAGUGAAAAAAGUGAGCAUUUCCUGGCAAUUCUUGAUAGUUCUGGUUCUGAUCCUGCAAAUUCUGUCUGCGUUGGAUUUUGACCCAUACAGAGUCCUAGGGGUCAGCCGAACAGCCAGUCAGGCUGACAUUAAAAAGGCUUACAAGAAGCUCGCCCGUGAAUGGCAUCCGGACAAAAACAAAGAUCCCGGAGCAGAAGACAAGUUCAUUCAGAUUAGCAAGGCUUACGAGAUUCUUUCCAAUGAAGAAAAGAGAAGCAACUAUGAUCACUACGGCGAUGCUGGGGAGAGCCAGGGCUACCAGAAGCCACAGCAGCGAGAGUAUCGCUUCCGCCACUUCCACGAAAACUUUUACUUUGAUGAAUCUUUCUUCCACUUCCCUUUCAAUUCGGAGCGGCGGGACUCAAUCGAUGAAAAGUAUUUAUUGCACUUUUCACACUAUGUGAAUGAAGUGGUUCCAGAUAGCUUCAGGAAACCCUACCUCAUCAAGAUCACGUCAGAUUGGUGCUUCAGCUGUAUCCACAUCGAGCCUGUUUGGAAAGAAGUAGUCCAGGAGCUGGAAGGCCUAGGUGUGGGAAUUGGUGUUGUCCAUGCUGGGUAUGAGAGACGCCUGGCCCAUCAUCUGGGAGCACACAGCACCCCCUCCAUCCUAGGAAUCGUAAAUGGGAAAGUUUCCUUCUUCCACAAUGCAGUCGUCCGGGAGAACCUACGGCAGUUUGUGGAAAGUCUUCUUCCAGGGAACUUGGUGGAGAAGGUCACAAAUAAGAAUUACAUCCGAUUCCUGUCUGGCUGGCAGCUGGAGAACAAGCCACAUGUCCUCCUGUUUGACCAGGGGCCUGCUGCACCGCUGCUCUACAAGCUGACUGCUUUUGCAUACAGAGAUUAUUUAUCAUUUGGAUAUGUAUAUGUGGGCUUGAGAGGGGUGGAAGAGAUGACCAGACAGUACAACAUCAAUGUCUAUGCCCCCACCAUGCUGAUCUUUAAAGAGCACAUCAACAAGCCAGCUGACUCAAUCCAGGCACGGGGGCUGAAGAAGCAGGUCAUUGAGGAUUUCAUCACCCAAAACAAGUAUCUACUGGCAGCCCGGCUCACCAGCCAGAAGCUGUUCCAUGAACUCUGCCCUGUGAAGCGGUCUCACCGACAGAGGAAGUACUGUGUGGUCUUACUGACUACUGAGGCUAGCAAGUUGAGCAAACCCUUUGAGGCCUUCCUGUCCUUUGCUCUGGCAAACACACAGGACACGGUGAGGUUCGUGCAUGUCUACAGCGGCCGGCAGCAGGAGUUCACCAGCACCUUGGUACCAGACAGCAAGGCAUUUCAAGGGAAGUCAGCGGUAUCUAUCUUAGAAAGGCGCAACACAGCUGGGCGUGUGGUGUUUAAAACCCUGGGAGAUCCCUGGACUGGCAGUGAGAAUGAUAAAUUUAUCCUUUUGGGUUAUCUCGACCAACUUCGGAAAGAUCCAGCUUUUCUGUCCUCGGAAGCUGUGCUUCCCGAACUGACCGAUGAACUUGCCCCUGUUUUUCUCCUCCGGUGGCUCUACUCUGCUUCUGAGUACCUCACAGACUGCUGGGAUAGUGUGUUUCACAGCAAUUGGCGGGAGAUGAUGCCCCUGCUGUCCCUGAUCUUCUCCGCCCUCUUCAUCCUCUUCGGCACCGUCAUCGUCCAGGCUUUCAGCGACUCAAAUGAGGAACGAGAGUCACACCCUCCAGACAAAGAAGAAGUUCCUGAGAAGAUGGGGAAGACUGAGCCGAGUUUCAUGAGAGAAAGCAGCAGCAAGAUUCCUAGAAAAGGCUUUGUGGAGGUAACUGAACUCACAGAUGUGACAUACACCAGCAACUUGGUACGCCUGAGGCCAGGCCAUAUGAAUGUCGUCCUCAUCCUGUCAAACUCCACUAAGACCAGCCUGCUGCAGAAAUUUGCUUUGGAAGUUUAUACAUUUACUGGAAGCAGCUGCCUCCAUUUCUCCUUCCUGAGUCUGGACAAACACAGAGAGUGGCUGGAAUACUUACUAGAAUUUGCUCAAGACGCAGCCCCAAUCCCAAAUCAGUAUGACAAGCAUUUCAUGGAACGGGACUACACUGGUUACGUACUCGCCCUGAACGGCCACAAGAAAUACUUCUGCCUUUUCAAGCCCCAAAAACCAGUGGAGGAGGAAGAGACUGUGGGGUCCUGGGGUGACCUUGGCGAGUCUCGGGGGAAGUCUUCCUGUGGCCUGGGACCCAAGCCCCUCAAAGGCAAGCUGAGCAAGCUGUCCUUGUGGAUGGAGCGCCUGCUGGAAGGAUCCUUACAGAGAUUUUACAUCCCGUCCUGGCCUGAGCUAGACUGACGAUUCCAAAGAGAUGUGAACUCUUCAGAUUUUUGACACACCCCAGGAACAGAGAUUUUCGGGAGAGUUUAGAUUUUAGACCCUCUUCUAGAACAAUGGCUAGAAGCUCUUUCCUUUGUCACCUAGGAGUGAAGCGCAGCACAGGUUUGAAUUCCCUAGAUGAACUGUUUUCCUUUGGGUUUUUUCAUCCCCGUAAGAAUGCCGCACUAUUUAAAACGGACCGCUCAUCCCCUCCUCUUCGCUAUCCCUGUAACAUGCUCACACUACGCUGUCCUGUCCCUUCUGUUGGAGAAACCCAGGGCUUGACCCUGAGCUGUGCCUGGAAGAACCUCAGGAUCUUCGUGAGCCUGUCAGCCGGGCGGGUCACUCACUCCUGCCCUGUUGCCUGCCUCAGGCUCCCCACCAGGCCCCUGCUGUGCUUCUGCCAAGGCACAGGGACAGGCCACCACAUCUUCUAGGCUCCAUCUUUGAGAGACGCCUAGCUCCCUGCAGCCUUACUUGGGACUGCUGCUCCUGGGAGCAGGUGAGAAGUCCGUUUUGGGGGUAUCCCCCACGAAAGUUGGCCAGCCAGGUUUUGAAAGGGUCUGAGUGGGGAGUUUGGCAUAAAUAUUUGGUUUUUCUUCAAGUGAAGGGCACUGACUAGAGUGAUGCAACCUGUGAUCCUUCAUGAACGUUCUUGUCUGUCCCUGUCCCUGUCUCCAUCUCCUCACCAUGCCCCCACCCAAAGCACCACCACAGCCAGGGCAGAUUCUGCCCAGCAAGAAGCACUAUAAUGACUUCGAACCAUUGACCUGUUUUCAGAUGCCUUUCUGCCUCCAUCAGUUUUAGAAGAUGGAUAUUAGGAGCCAUAAUUUGUGAUCUUGUUCUCUGAACGUAGCUGCUAUAAAGCCUGUAGAUGUGAGACUGAAGACCGUGGGCCUGCCUGCCAGCAGCCAGGUGGAGGAGCCCUCCCCUCCCACACUGGCUCUCUAGUAAAAUGCCAGGUACGUCCUCAUAUCAAGGAACUUAACCUCUCUGACAGUUGCAUUUUGAACAUUGUUGCCCCCAAAGUGCUGAAUCUUGAAGUCAUUUCUGUGACCGUUGAGCUGAGACUUGUUCUAGAGUCCUGUUCUGCUGACAGCUGGCUUCCCACUUCUGGCCUGCAUCUUGGUGUCUCGGCUUAAUCGGUUCCUUCUUCCCUUGUCACUGCUUCAGUGCUGGGGGGUCAGACCAUCAACUCCCUCCCGCCUUCCUCUCCCCACCACAGCUCCACACCUGACCAUGUCAGCCCACUAGGGGGCAUACCCUUUGUUUCUAGGGCUGAGCCACCAGGGGCGUUUGGACAAUUUCCAAGUGUAAUCUGUUCUACUAUCAAGCAAGUGCCCUUUUGUGAAGUGAAGGGCAAAAAUCAGGGACAGGACAUUUACUAAGUUACUAUUUCUUUUAUCAUAAAUGCUUUGAACCAAGCGACUUGGAUCCUGAAUAAUUUAAACAUUGAGCUCCAGUGGUAAGUGAUAAAUUAUCUGAGCCCAGGAAUUUGUGUAGUUUUCAGAGUCUACAGCUUUAUUAAAAAAUGACGAAAUCACUGCCAGCUUCAUUCUUCCAUCCCACCAAGUAGAUGCCAACUGGACACUGCUGCUCAUGGCACCUGGACCAGCUAGAGUCAUCUGUCGCCUCCAUUCCGCAGUCCUCAAAAAUCCAUCUUGAAGGCUGAGGAUGCGGCUCUAGGGUAGAGCGCUUGCCCAGCACAUGCAAAGCCCUGAGCACUCUCCCUGGCAUCACGUGAAUACACACAUAGUUUGUUUUCUUUCUGUGUGUUUGUAUGGCCGGGGGUCCUCUGAUGAGGACUGUUUUGAUUCAGUGAUUUUUAUUUUUUAAAUUCGAUGAAAUUCCAUGACUUAGUUUCUGAAAACCAAAAAUUCCCUAGAUAUCUGUUGUUGUUGUUGUUUUAAUUUAUGCAAAUAAGAUAAAAGGCAUGGUCAGGCUGGCUGCCACGCCAUCCGGUUGUGGUUGUAGGAAAGGAGUGGUGAUUGAGCCAGCAGUAUUCCUGGAAAAUACUUCAGUCCAGAAACUCUGAAGAUCUGUUUAGGGACUGGUAGAUAUGUCCACCAGGAAGACACUCUAGGGUGCUCUGAUGGGUUGGUUGGUUACUUUGAGACAGAGUCUCAUUAUGUAGCCCAGAUUGGCCUCUAACUCAAGGUCCUCCUGCUCCAGUCUUUGAGUACUGGAACUACAGGCAUCCACAGCAGCCACCUUUGUCGAGCAAGCCAUUUCUCCUCAAUGUUGUUUCCAUGAAUUGUUUUAAUUUUUGUGUCAAAUGUGAGCUAUUUUUAUGCUCAUCCAAAUGCCAAGAUUUCUCUUUCUGAUGUAUGUGAUCACACAGGACCCGAUUUCAGUUGAGAUGCUGUUUGAAGAGAUGGGGUCUGCUCAAGGCAGCCUACGCAUCAGUCAUGUUUAGUAGGUGGGGUGAAAACUAACCUAAAGUGAGUGUAGAGUACAUGCCAGCUUCAAAGAUGACUAUUGCUCAGGUCUUAGCUGUAGUUUGUCUGUCUACCCCAGUUGAUAGGCACCUACUAAACAUUUCAGUAUGUGCCUCCUGGACACAGCCAGCCACAGCCCUAGAGAACUUGGUUGUGGUUUUCAGAUAGGAUGUCUCCUCAUUCACAGCCUCUUCAAACUUGCAGCCUUUGCUUAAUGCUGAUUGAUUUGUAGCUGCCAUCACUGCCCACACCUUAAAAAACUAUCUGACCCAUUUGCUUUGUUUGCACUAAGGAUUACAUGCAAGCACUUGACCUCUUUUUUUAAAGUAGAAUUCCUGGCUGGGGCUGUAGUUCAGUGGCAGAGCAUUUGUCUAGACUGUGUGAGCCCCUGGGCUUGAUCCCCAACAAUGAGGAAAAAAUAAUUAAAAUCCCUUAAAAGCUGUUGCAGGGAGCCAGAUGUGGUAGCACGUGCCUGCAAUCCCAGCGCUCAGGAAGUAGAGACAGGAGGAUCAGGAGUCCAGGGUUGUCCUUAGCAUGAGCAAGUUCGAAGCCAGCUUGGGCUACAUGAGACCCUAUCAGAAAAUCUAAAACAAGUGAUGCAGAGGUCAGGGUGUAGCUCCGUGGCAAAACACCUGGCACGUAUGAGGCCCUGCAUUCUUUGAUCCUAGCACCAGAAAGUAAGCAAGUAGGUGUAGAAAACCUCCCUGGAUGGAGCAUAGCGUGUGUCCACAUACCUGCCAUCGCCUUGCGUGCAGUGUGGCAGUUGCAGAAUCUGCAUGUUCGGAUCUGAGAGGAGGGUGAAUAUUUUGCACUUUUGAUACUAUUAGGAAAAAAUAAAUUAUUUGGCAAAUAGUGUCUUUUUAUGUUCUAUGUUUUUUGUUUUUUCUUUCAGUUUUGUUUUUAUUUCGGUUUUUUGUCCUUUUUUUGUAUUGUGAACAGACACUGAAGCUGAUGUUAUUUUAAGACUACUAUGGACUGGAAACAAAUAAACUAUUUUAAUGCGUGA
Molecule: messenger RNA, 6085 nt
Organism: Nannospalax galili (Upper Galilee mountains blind mole rat)
Lineage: Eukaryota; Metazoa; Chordata; Mammalia; Rodentia; Spalacidae
Gene: Dnajc16
Product: DnaJ heat shock protein family (Hsp40) member C16
Exons: 15
Coding region: 293-2620 (775 amino acids)
Source: RefSeq, a predicted model, not a curated record